Chlamydomonas reinhardtii is the source of this 10869-nucleotide messenger RNA. RefSeq lists its product as uncharacterized. The record is from RefSeq and is a predicted model, not a curated record. The transcript is spliced from 6 exons. NCBI's taxonomy places the organism in Eukaryota, Viridiplantae, Chlorophyta, Chlorophyceae, Chlamydomonadales, Chlamydomonadaceae. The coding region runs from base 450 to 9419 and encodes 2989 amino acids.
CCGGUCGUCAAUUCGCGACAUCGGCUAUAGGGGACUAGGAAAGGCGGGAGACACAACGAGACAACAAAUGGAUGCUGCCAUGAACAUUUUGUUAGAAAAUGAUAUGGUUAGCAAAUGGUGUAUCCCAGACUAACUACGCAAAGUCAGCCUCUGGAUCCAAAGCGCGGUUGCAGACUUGAAGUCCGUGUGCAUGGCGCUGUUGGUAUGCUAUGGAAUCUAUCCAGCUUUUAAGCUGUUAUAUAUUUGAUAGCUGGAAGAAGCUCUGCGCCAUGAAGCAUGGUGUGCCCCGCCUUCUAAUCUUCUGUGCCCCCGCCCGUUGAACUGCCCCUGGGAAUGAAUCACUUUUGGGUACCGCCAUACUUACAGUAUGCAGAGUAUGGUUUCAACAACACUGAUGCGCAAAGCCAUGAAUUAGACCAAACGAAACUCAGUCAACGGCGAGCAGCGCAAUGGCCACCUUGAGUUUGCAUACCGAGCAAGCUUUAAAUGUAGAAGUUGUAAUUGUUGGCUACGGCUCGGCAGGGGCUGCCGCAGCAAAUCUUGUGGCGUGUGGUGUUGCUCGGACACGGAGAUGUCUUGUCUUCGAAGAGGCACCGCAGUCGGAGCGGCAACCAUAUGGGCCACAUAUGAGCGGCUCAGAGCCGCUAGACAUCGCCGCGAGCCUCAAACGCACUCAGAGAUGCAUUCAGGGGGAUGCCUCGGAUCAGGGCCUACACGUGCAAGCGCAAUGGGGCGCUUCCGACGCGCCCUUGCACGGUGCCCAACCGCUGGUCUACCGCCACCACCGCCUCAUCCAGCUGGAGUGGCUGCCGUGCAGCAGUCAGCCACGUGCUGGGUCGGUGCCUGACACCCAUUCCGCGUCCCAGGACGCGCACGGGGGCGGCUGGCGGGCCAUAUUUAGAGAUACGCUGAACGGGGGCACCAGCGCUGUCACGGCGUCGUUUGUUGUGCUCGCUUGUGGCCAAGACCUUGCGCCGCCGGCGGGCGCUUCCCUGGCGCUGCGGCACCAACCAGGCAUGCAGCAGCAACAGGUUGGACCCGACGAUCACAGCAGCUGCCGUGGAUUUGGCGCGCAGCAACCCCAGCCGUCGGGGCAAGCGCGGAUGCUCCCAGUUGGUGUGGCGACCGCGGCGCAGGUCGCCGCCGCCAGCUCUGUGCGUGUUGUCGGCGCAGGGCUGCACGCGUGGGAUGUGGCAGCUGCCGUCGCUCUGCUACGGCAUGGGGAAGACGUGGUGCUACAGCAGCCAGCGGGCAGUGUUGUUUACAGCGAUGCACACACGGAGCACGGCGGUGCCCAGCUGCUGUCCUCCGCCCGGCGUCGCGCGCUGGCUGCCUCGCUGCAGCCGCACUACACUGCGCCGCAGCCCGGGCCGCUCGGCAAGGCGCUGCGGGCGCCCGCCAAGCGCCGCUUCUGGGCGCUCGUCAAGGACAAGCUCACGUUGGGGCGCGGAGUUGGAGGCAGCAGCAGUGGCAGUGGCAGCGGUGGUGCGGGGGAGCAUCUGGUGCUGUGGGCGCCCAGCCUGCAUGACCCCCGCUUCAUGCCGUUCCUGAGCGCCCCGUUGCGGCACGCAUUGCUGGGCGGUUCGGAUGGGGCCGAGGGGGCUGGCGACAUGGUUCUGUACCGUGGCAUGGUUCACCCGGACGUGCCUGGCCUGGCAUUCAUGGGCCUGGAGGCUCACGCCGGCAGCAACCUGCUGCUGCUGGAGCUGCAGGCGCAGUGGCUGGCGGCGCACCUUGCCGGUCGGCUGGCGCUGCCGCCGGCUGUCGCCAUGCGUGCUGACGUGGCGGCCCAGCGUGCGUGGCGGUCCGGCGCGCUGGCGCACCCGCUCAUGUCGGUGGGCGGCUCGCUGGCGAGGAGGCAUGAGCAGUGCUAUCUGGAGCAGCUGAGGCAGGACCUGCGGAGUGCCAGCAUCGCCACGGAGCCUGAAGCAGCUGUUGCAAUACAGCAGCAGGAUAUAGGCGCGGCAGCCUCACCAGCCUUCCAACCACUGCCAGGGCCGCCUCCGGUCGUGCCGAUUAGCACUGAUGCUGGACUGCGCGUGUCCGGCGGUGCCUCUGACGCCGGACUGCGGACCCCGGUGGGCCCCUUGGGGCUGGCUAGCCUGAGCCUUCAGUUGGCGCGGCAUGGCGGCGACUGCCGGCUGAGCGCUAGCCACAGGGCGGAGGAAAGCAGCGGGGUCGUCCUGACAGGGUCUCAAUCCCAGCGGGCAUCGCUUAGCCAGCUACCUGCAAACGGCAGCGGGGACACAGAUGUCGACGUUGCCGCUACCGCGCAAGGGCACGCAACAGCCGAGGCACCCCUGACGCUGGCUGCUGACCGGCUGCAAGCCAGCGGCACGUCUCCCGCAGCACAGCACUUCAUCAUCGCGCGCUACCGCACGAGCAGCAGUCAUGGACUGAUCGCAGCGUCUGCUCCCACGUCCCCGAGCCGGCGAGACCAAGCAGCCGGUGCUGCGGCCAGGCGGUCAGCCUCCCGGCCAGUCAGUAGCCGCUUCCGGCAUCACAUCGACGGUGCCGUCUCUGAGGCGGAGGAGGCGGACAAGGCAGCAGGCUGCUGUGCCGCAGAGCCCCCGGCGCAAGCCGCCACGGGCUCCCAGUCGCAUUCCGCAGUGAACGCGGGCUGGCUCGUGAACGCUGCCAUGCGCCACAGCCAAAGCGGCCCGCUGCAUGGGGCUGACCAACCGGGUGCGACGGGGCCCUCCCGACGAGCACCGCGCCGCAGCAUCACCACUGGCACAAUCGGCCACGUUCUGAGCCGCGCGCUGGCCGCUGCUGCCGCGGCGGCUGCAGCGGCGGCGGGGGCUGCUGGCGGCUGGACUGCAGCUAGUGCUGCUACCAGUCCUGGCCAUCGUGCUCAUGCACCUACUGCGGUUACUGCUGCAGCCUGGCGGCGGGAACGCCGCAGCACAACCUCCGUUCUGGACGGUGACGACCAAAGCCAUGGCGCCGGCGCAGGGAGCACCAGGCCCCCUCGCCGGAGCGCCGGCCUCGGCCCCGGCAUCAGCACUUUCUCAAACUCGACAGUCAGGAACGCUCGAGCGGCCAGCAUGAGCGGCCUUGGCCGCCAAGCAGCUGCUGCUGCGGAUUCUGCGGCCUCAGCGCCCGGUCAGCCAGUGGCACCUGGGUCGCCGCUCGCUGAAAGGUUUGCACGGAUGGUAGCUGCCAGUGGCUUACCCGCGUCGGUUCUGGUGGAGAUCGUGAAAGAGCAGCACCCGUCACGUGAUCGCGGCACCACCAGCGGCAGCAUCAGCGUUGGCGCCAGCCCUGCACAGCUGGGGCCACCACAGCCCCAGCUUGUGUCUCGGCUGCAGAGCAGCACAUUAGGCUGCGCCUCCGCGUCUGGCAGGAUGGAGACUUGUAUUCCACUGGCGGGCCCCCGCGCCCGCGGCCGCAUGCCGCCCCGCCGCGCAUCAUCCGAGGUUGGUCCGAGUCCUGGCGCGUCAGGUGCCGCAACCUCGACAGCCGCAGCAGACAGCGCCUAUCGCCUGGUGAUCUGUACGCCGCUCAGCGACGCCGAAUCGGACGCCGAUGCAUCCGUCCGCGGCGGUGUACAGCGGACGCGCGACGGUGCGAAAUCGUCAGCUGCAUCGGCCGUUUAUAACAAAAUCCCUGCCGCAAUGGCCGCAGCCCCCAACUGGGCACUUUACAUCAGCAGCCGUGCCGUGCCCAUCGCAGCUGCUUUGAUGGGUGAUGUCAACUCGCCGCCACCAAUGCGCAUGAGCCUGCAAGGGUCGGACCGGCUAGCGGCGAUGGACAGUGCUGCUUUUGCGGUCGCGCAGCAGCCCUCGCCGCCCCCACCACGUGGCAGCUCGCAGCGCUUCGGUAUGCCGGCGGCGCAUGCGCCGGCCGGCCUACUGGGGCUCAGCUUUGCUGCGUUGCGGCCGCGCUCGACUGCGUCACCGCCAGCUAGCACCUCGCGGAGCCGUGGGGGCAUGGCGAGCUACCUCUCACCCAGUGGGGCCGGCGCAUCAGUACGUGGCGGGGCUAAGGAGCAGCAGCCUACAAUGGAGGUGCCUAGCAUGAGCCUUCUGUCCAGCCAGGCUAAUGGCAUUAGCAACGGUGGUGACGCAGGUGGUGAAACCAGCGUUACGCCAAGAGCUGGCCGUUUCCACCUGGGCUCCUUCAGUGUUGGCGGCGGGAGCCACUUCAACGGCAGUGAGCGUAUUAGCGCUGGCGGCGGGGACGUCGUGCAGGAGCUUGAGGAGCAGAUGCGGGCACUCCGCACCCACUUGCAGAAUCCGGCGGCAUUCCCGUUUCCAUCCAUCGGACUUGCGUCCACCUCAGCUGCCUCGCGCGGCAGCCACACGCCCAGGCAUUUGAAUAGUACAGCCGGCGGCAAGAGCACGGGCAAGAGCAGCUUUAUCACUGCUGGUGCUAUCAGCCCAAGUAAAGCCCGCCGCUCAGCGCCCAAGUAUCGCGCCUCUGAGCCCAAUCUAGCUCUACUCGAGAACGACGGGGUGGUGACGCCGGGCAGGAAGACGGACGUUCAAAGCUGCAUACCCGAGGAGACAGAGUCUGCUGCCGCCGGUAGCUUCCUCGUCUGGCGCCGCAGCACCCGGCCCCGCGACAGCAGCAGCAGCCAGCAGCUGGCAGCGGAUGUGACUGCCGCGGCGGCAGCAGGCUCUGAACAGCGGCAAUCGCUUACUGGAUCGCUGGAGCGCCCGGCACGCCUGUCGCGCAACCACCUGCACGGCAACCAGCCGCCGUCACUGCUGGAACGCACGCGGUCUGGAGCAGUCGCCGCUGCCACGGCGCUUGCCAGUGCAUCGAAGCGGCAGCUGCACCGCCUUGCGUCCGUGGGCAGCGGGGCAAGGCCAUCCGUCUCUGAGGCGCCGUCGGUGAUACCAUCCCAGGCGCAGUCUCCUCCACCUGCCCCGCUUCCCCUACCCCUCCAGCUCCGGCAGCCGUCCCACGUUUUGGGCACAUCGCCACCCCGGCACAGGGAUCCACCAAGCGGAGCUGCCAUUAGCUCACACGACGUUAUCAACCACCUGCCAGCGCCAACGGCUGCACAUGAGAGUGGCGGCGGUGGCAGCUUGCCCUCCCGCUUCAGCGGUGCCGCCGCUGGUAACGGCGCCGGUGAUGUGAUGGCCUUUUCCUCAUCUCAAACUGCGGGCCGAACAUCCGGACAUGACUCGGUCCUCGGCAGCCACGCGUUUCCACCAAAAGUGGCACCGCUGGGCAGCAGGCCUCGAGCUGUCAGAUCAACACACCCGAGUGACAGGGAGGGCUACUCGCCCGCUACCGCGCCGAUUGGAGGUGGCAGCUUGCCGUCACCCAUGGCUGGAGCUAUCUUCGCGGCCGCCGCAUCGCCGCACGGCCUUACAGACCCGCUCGCACACCUUGCGCUGCCAAUGACGCCCUUGAGACACGCGCACGGCCUGCUACCUCAACCGUUGUCGUCAGCUAUAGCGUCGCCGCUCAGUUACCAACAGUCGCCGUCAGGUGCUUGCCCGCUCGCCCAUCUCCCGCUCCCUACCCCGGCGCUGGCGAGCCCGGCCCACAGCGUCGCUACGGCUCCAACGCCUUUCGGGCGUUGCUCUGCAAGUGAUGUCAUGUCUCCCCGGGGCAGCAGCCCUGACGGUGCGGCGUGGCUGCCGAGCAGAAGCAUGUCAGAGCACCCGGAUGACGCGCGCACCCCGGGCCCCAAGUCGCGUGGCGGUGCUACCGGUACCUCAGCCAUCAGUGCCAUCCCUGAGGAGCGAAGGAGCGGCAGCCGGCACAAGUCCCUGCGUCGCCAAAUCUCCGCAGCGCUGCUGGUACUUCAUCGUGCUGCUACGGGAGCAGUGGGCAGCAGUGCAAAGGGCACACCUGCAGGCGGCAAGGAGAGUGGAGGAGGCGGCCUGUUCGCACUGGCUUCUGAGGCUGCCCUCCUGCCCUACAGCAAGCGCAUACCCCGCAGCUUAAGCCGCGGCGGUGCCAACUCAAGCAGCAUGGGCGAACUCAGUAAUGCCAUUGCCUUGGGCGUUGCAGACAGCAUUGCCGCGUCUCCACGCGUGGCAGUAGCCGAUGGCGGAAGGGAAGCUCCUGUGCGGUCAGCGCCACCGGCGCUCCAGUGGCCUGAGCAUACGGAGCCUCUCGACAAACGCUUUGCCCAGGACGCUGUGAAGGCAGGAGCGGCCUCGUCAGCGGUGCUACCGGCGGUGCUGUCCGCUGCUCGGCGGAGUCAGGAUUCAGCUCUGCCCACCGCCACCGCAGCCUGCCUGCCGUCUCGCAGCGCAGCCUCUGCCACGGCUGCAAUGCUGAUGCGCACGGCGCCUCCCCGGACGCCUACCGUGAAUGACGCUGGUCAUACUGUGCUGCCAUCACGGCUUGCUGUGGUGAGCGUCGCGGGACUCGCAGCUCGCCAGCGCAUACGCGCCUCGGCACCCCCGCAAUUUGGGUAUGCGUGUGGCCCAGAGGUGGAUGUAGAGUCACAGGCCACGCGGCUUCCCUGCCUGCCGGGUGACAGGACGUCAGCGGCUGCAGGCAGCGACGCAGCGGCUGAAUCAGCUGACGUGGCGGGGCUGGCCAGCGGGCCCUUCGAGGCCAGUGCUGCAGGCCUUGUGGCCACGCUAGCUGUGCUGCAGGAGGCGACGGUGGAGGAGGACGUGGAGGACGAGCUGCCCCUGCGCCUGGUCAGCAACAUCCUGCCCAGUGCGAUCUCUGAGGCGGAAGCACUCGACAUCGCUCUCUUGGGCGGCUGUGGGCAGCGGGUCGGCGGCGCCGGCAGCAGCAGCGGCAGCAGCAGCAGCAGCGUGCCAUGCGGCACGCCGGCACCGAGUGGGGCGACACAGCUCGCUCUGCUGCAAAGCAGGUUGCAGCAGCACGAUCGAACCGGGAAUGAGGGCCAGGAUGUCGACGAGCUCGAUGUAACAGUGGGUCCCGUCGGCGCGACGAUGUUUGGCGUGGCCAUGCUUGGCGCCGCGCACUCGGCGCUGGCAGGGUCGUCCUCACGCCCGCAGCUUGAGUUCGUGCUUAGCCCACCAUCGCAGCAGGCGGAACUGCUGCGGCGAACUCACGCGGGUAGUCGUGGAAGCUCUGGAUCGGGCUCAAUCGUGCUGCAGCUGCCCUCGGUGCGGGGCGGCGUGGUUGCGGACUUGAUGGCGGCGGUUAACACAACGCGCCGCACGCCGCACGGCGGCAGUGACUCCGAAGUGGAUGAUGCGGAGGAGUAUGACAUCUUCGGGCUUUCGCACCUACUGCCACCCUCCCGGCGGACGUCUCCAGCCGGUCGCAUUGCAGCUGAGCUGGCGGGCCAAGACGCGAUAUCCCUGCCACUGCUGCAGCGGGCGCCGCAGGUGCCUGGCAAUUCCAGCCGCUCGCAAGAGCUCAACCUCGUCAGCGGGUGUGCCAUUCCGCCCGCGACAGCGCAGCAUCAGUCCCGGCCGUUCCCCAUGCAGCUGUCUCCCUCUGACCUGCCCUUGCAACAGCCCUUGUCGGCGGACAAGCUUACGGAUGACUUUGAGCUGUUGGAUCCAGAUGCCGACACCGCGCUGGAGGACCGCCUGAGCCCCGUGGGCAUCUGCGCCCGCUUCACGCCUGGCGCAUCGCCCUUCCGGCCCGCCUACGCUUCCUCACGCCGACUGUCACUCGCGCCGCGCUGCCCGAACACGGUUGUCGGCCUGGCGGACUCACUGAUCAGCACUGCUGAUGGCCAUGGCACCAGCACAGGUCCGCCGUCGGCGGGCUGGAGCACAGCAGCCCCAGGCCGACAGUCCAUGAACGCGGCCCUGCUUCUGUCCUCAGUCCACAGCGCGAGCUUUGGACAUGGAGGCGGGAGCCACGGCGGCACGGGCGCGGCUGCGGGCGGCGGCAGCAUGGCCAGCCGAAUGCUGGGCACGCUCAAGAAAAUGAGCUCGCUGGUGCGCACGCCAACAGCCACACCGCAGCAGACCGCGGCUCCGCCGCGCCGGUCAGCGACCGGCCUGAGCAAUGGCCGCGGCAGCAUCGGCGGCGUGCUGCCGCCCGCGUUCAGCCACCUGGCGUCUCUGCACGCCCUUGCGCCUGGCAGCGUCCGGGAUGCCUACGGCGGCCAGGGACGGGGUCGCGGCGGCGAUGGCCGUGAUGGCGCCGCCUCCAACGCCUUCACGCUGCUUUCGCAAACCCACUCGCAGCGAAGCAGUGGCGGUAGCGGCGCGGGCAGCGGCUGCGGCAGUGGCCAGCCCACCGCAUCGCCUGGAGCCAGUGCAGGGUCUCCAGCGGCCUCUGUGCCCGCCAGUCGCCGCACGCUGGUGGGCGGGACCUCAAUGCUGCGACAAAACCCGGCCCACAGCCACCUGCAGCAAUGCCUGCGCUCUGGCCCGCGCAUGAGCUCUCCCAACCUGCAGGACAUGCACGACGACCUGCUGGAGGCCGCGCGCUGGAGCGCCGCGCAGCGGCAGGAGCGCGACAUGAAGCGCCACGUGACGCAGCGGGCGCAGGUGCGCGACAGGCUCUGCAUGGUGGGGAUGGCGGUGGCCGACGCAAGUGCGGCGAACAGCCACGCACCUCAGCAACAGGAGCAGCAACAGCAACAUGACAAGGCGCUGGCGGGGGCCGUGUCCUCAUCGCAGCGGCCGCAGCUGUCGGAGCCGCUGCCUUCGCCACUGCCCUCACCGCUGGCAUCGCCGCGGUCCAGCCGGGCGCCGUCGCCCUUGCUCCAGGUGCGCGCGCAGCUUCAUGCUGCGCCGACACUGCCAUUGAACUGGUUUACACGCCACAGUAUGAAGGUCAAAACCCCGGGCGACGCCCAGACCCCCUCUGCCGGCGGCACACCGCCAGCCGCGGGAAGCAGCCGAGCCUUCCGGCGCUCCUGCACCUCGCCACGCUCGCCUCUGAGUCCAGCAGGCCGCGAGCACAGCCGCAUGCGGAACAUUGCCACGGCGGAGGGCUCGGGCCCUAGCUCGCCUCUCAGGUCGGGAAGUGCGCACGUGCUGACGGCACAUGGCGGCAGCUCCAACGCUCUCCAUGUCGUUGCCAGCGGAGAGGUCUCGCUCGGCAUCGCGCGUGCUGUGGGGAGGCUCGCACGCCACUCCAGCGCAAGCGGCCCCGGAGGCCUAGACCCGCGCGCUUUGGCCGCUGUUUCGGGAAGAGCAGCGGACGUUGAGGCGGUGUGCGCAGGGCUGGAAGCGGAAGCAGGGCCGACUGAAGACCACAGCGGGCAGGGCCAGGCCUGGUUGGACGCGGCUGCCGCCGGCAUCAGUGAGGCUUGGGAGCAUGCGCACAGCAACCAUGGCAGCGUCAGCAGCUGUGGCACCACGGGUGCCCUACUGCGUGCAGAUGCCGCGGACGUGUUUGAGGAUGGCGUCAGGCGCGGCGGUCCUGCCUGGGAGAUCAUACAGGCCAGCCGCGCCCGUCAGGAUCAAAUGGUCAACCAGGUGUCAGCAUGGUUGCGCGAGGCCCUCGCGAAAAAGGCGGCGGCGGCACAAGCGACAGUGGCGGCGCAAGCGGCGCAGUAACCUAUUUGCGCUCAGGGGUGCCCCUGUUUGCGCUAGAUGAGGGAUACACUGUUGGGAUGCACUGAGAGGGGCUGAGUGAUAGCGACAGGUUCAUGUUGUAGGAAGAAGACGCGGGCAGGGAUGCAUUCCUGAAUACGGGCAUGAGAUGGCUACGAACUUGCCGCUCAGAAAGGGCAUGGGUUUGAGCAUUUCACCCACGUCUUAUAUCUGUCACCGUGGCGAUGUUGCUGGGCGCGGCUUCACAGUUUUCUUUUAAAAAUUCUGUGCUGCCUGCUAGCUCCAACAACCUCCUCUGGCAUCGUACGCAUUCGUUUCCUAAAAGCAUCAGAUCAGCAUAUAUACCAUACUUGAUUGAUUGACUUCAUUACCUCGACUAGGCUGGGCAUGAUGUCAACACCACAAAAGCUGCUCUGUGCCAGUAAGGAUUUAGGAAGGUGGUGUGUACUGCGGGCCUGCACGAGACCGACGCUGCCAGUGGCACGUCCUUGCACGCUGUGAGUGGGGCCGCGCUUGUGGUGAACGUGUUUUACAGGCUCUUAGAUUACGUGCGCAUGUGUAUCUGCCACGUGAGUGUGUGUCAUAGCCGAGCUGUCGAGGUGAGCUGGGCAUACUUCCCAUACCAUACGGUAUUUGACUGACACACUUUCAACUCCGUUCACGGCCGCACGGAGGCAAGAGCCAACCGGCACGUCUGCAUGCGUACGGGUUCCCUGACCUGACAUUAAGCUUGUAAUCUAAUGUUGCACGUAUGAUUCUUGUGCUUGCCUGCGACUAAGAUGGCUUGGCUUGCUCAUGUGCCACGUAUGCGGCCUACGGCCUCAAGAGCACCAUGCAAACAUGCUGCGCCGCUUCCCGGUGCGCCAUCACAACAAAAACCACGAAUCAACGGGCUUGUAAAAGCAUUCCCAGCUGUAUGAUAGUGUUGCAUCCAUGUGUGGCGUAUAUAAUGCUAUCUCCGCGGUAUCACCUGCAGCAGUUCACAGUUUCAACUAGCUUUGAUUGCGCCUUGCCUGCUCACCCCUCCUCAACAGAGGUCGCCCUUGACGCUUUCCACUUGCAGAUAUGCUCUACUGUACUGCAACUAGCUGCACUAAGUUUACAAACGCUUAUCAAGGGUGGCGCAUACAGUAGGCACGGCUAAGACCGCCGUUUCCAUCGUUUUGCCACGCCCGGGCACUAUGAUAGUGUUGCACUUUGCAAAGGUAGGGCACACGCCGAUGCGGCCGCCGACGAGGCUGGGGAACGCCACCGCAUGGUCCUGUGCACAUAAGCAGCACGUGCCAGCGAGGCGGGUGGUGAGGUGGGCGCGGCGUUGCACGUGCUCGUGGGUGUAAUGGAAAAGGGGUGGAGCUUGAGCGGUGGCGGCAGGUGGAAUGGAACAGGGCAUUGGGCCGGUAGCCCGGUUGGCGUAAUCCCGUAGGGUGUAGCGUAUUCCCAGACCCCAACAUUU